AUGAGAUUCUCCGCCAUCCUUCUGUCCGCUGGCUUCGUUGCCCUUGCUGCUGCUCAGUCAUCGUCGACAACCACUUCCGCCGCUCCUAACCCAACCACCAUUUGCCUCAAUGCUUGUGACACCGGCGAUGUAACUUGCCAGGCAUCCUGUGUGGGUGUCCCGGCCCCAGAUGCCUCGAUGGUCAAUGCGACCAACGAAUGUGCCGCCGCUUGCCCUCAAGGCAACGGCACCGCCGCAGAGACUGAUGCCUUCUCUAAGUGCGUUCAGUCAUGCAUCACUAAUGAGUUCUUGUCGACCUCUGCCGGUGCUGGAGCUACUGCCACUGGAACUGGAACUGGAACUGCUGCCACAGGAUCUGGAUCAUCUCAAACUGCCACUGGAACUGGAUCGUCCGCCUCAGCCUCUGGCACCUCCGCUUCGGAUUCCGCUGCUGCUGGAUACACCGUAACUGGUUCCUUCAUCGCCCUUUUCGCCGUUGCCGCCGGUAUCAUUGUCUUGUAA
Messenger RNA from Morchella importuna, 501 nucleotides. RefSeq lists its product as uncharacterized. The transcript is spliced from 4 exons. The record is from RefSeq and is a predicted model, not a curated record. The coding region runs from base 1 to 501 and encodes 166 amino acids. NCBI's taxonomy places the organism in Eukaryota, Fungi, Ascomycota, Pezizomycetes, Pezizales, Morchellaceae.